Molecule: messenger RNA, 1371 nt
Organism: Oreochromis niloticus (Nile tilapia)
Lineage: Eukaryota; Metazoa; Chordata; Actinopteri; Cichliformes; Cichlidae
Exons: 5
Coding region: 161-811 (216 amino acids)
Source: RefSeq, a predicted model, not a curated record
AUUAUUCUGAGGUUACCUUUCAUUCUGCAAAUCGUGCAAGACAACAUUAGCUCUGAUCUUAGCAGCAACUAACCACUUCCUUUUUUUAUCAGCUCCUCCUCCUCAGAAAUAUAAAGUUGGGGGUGAAGAUGAGGCCUGUUUCACUCUCUCACUGUCGGCCAUGAUAUUACAACUGAACCAAACAGCGCUGCUCUUCAUUCAGCUGUUAGUGAUGCUGCGUGUCUUUGCAGUGAAGCCUGAAGAAAACAACAGAGUUAUGUUGGCAUUCAGAGGAGAUCCAGUGACGCUGACUUGUAACAUAUCUGAGAAAAAUGCAUCACAAAUCUCCUGGACAAACAGCAGAUCUGUUUUUCAAUAUUCUAUCCAGCUGAAUCGCACUUUUUCAAAUUUUUCAUCUAACAGACUAAAAAUAACUCCCGAGUUACCUACAAAGCUAAUUAUUGUUAGUGCUCAACCUGAGGAUGAAGGACUUUAUACAUGUAGCAUAACUGACCUAGAUGGCCUACACACCAUUACAUGGAAUUUAACUGUGUCUGAGAACCCAGAAGAAUCGAUUUCAUCAAAGUAUUUUACAUUCAUACUUCCAUCUGCAAUUGGAUUCCUUCUGUGUGGCAUCACACUGGCUGUCUUCUUCUACAGAAAAAUGAUGAUGAGGACACUGAAUCAGGAUCCAGUCCAGGAUCAGUUUCCCCCUCAUUCAGGAGAAGAGGCAGCACACUCACAACCACAGGGUGGCACUGCUCUUUGUACAAACAACAAACGGAGCAGUCAGUAUAUGGAGAGGCUGAAUUUAAUCUAUGGUCACUUCUGAGCUGAUGAUUCUUCCAGUUACACAGAGACAUGGACGUUUUUCAACUUCAGAGGGACGACAACACGGCUACUAUAGCCUCUUCAGCUCAGAAACACAGCUCUGGCUGUGAGCACAGCCAACCACUCCCAUUCAAUCCCUUUGUUCACAAGGAGCAGCCAGCUAGAAGAAAUUUUGAAUUCAAGGACUUAGAGCUGGGCGAUAGAACGAUAACGAUAUGUAUUGCGAAAUAACUUUUUCUCGAUAGAAAAAAUUAAACUAUUGCAAUAGACCUCAUCUCUCUUGUCCUCUUAAAAAAAAAACGCCAAUCCAAAUUAAGUAGCGCAGAGCCGAACCAAUCACAGCCACAGCGUCACGUCGCGUGACUUGUUACGUGCAGCACAAGUCUCAAGGCGCACAUGUGUAUUUGUUUGGGAAGCAGCUAGCCAGGCUGCCCAGGUAAUAAAGGAAGUGAGUGUGCCGACUAGAGAAAAAUCAACCGAGAGCGUGACCGAAGGGUUACCGAAGAAAAAACCGAUGAUGGUUCCAGUGCCGGAGAGCUUGUCGAACGGAAGGGCCACAGA